AUGGCCCCUCAUUCUGCCUUAUCGACCUCGACGUUUUAUCUCUCCUACAGCGACUGGCUGGAACCUUCACCUUUCACCGUGAAGAAACCUGACUACGCGCAAUGCGCCAUUCCAGGAUGUCAAGCCUAUGCUCUCUUUGGUCAUCCUCGGUGUAGGAUUUGUGGAGGAUCGUACUGCUACGAUCAUGUUGAAGAUAUCUCAACGCACAUCUGCUACACCGACCCACCUCGGGAGUACAUAUAUCCAUAUAAGAGUGUAGUGGAAGAAGAAAUCGCUGAAAUCAUCGAAGUGAUUGAUUUUGACAAAGUGACGGAAGAAGUAGAAACCCUUCGACCUCCUCAUAAAUGCAUUUCCAUCGAUAAAUUCGAAAGCCCCUAUCACGUCAAUCCGCUUAAUGGAUCCUUCAACUUUCACUUGCUCAUCGAAUUUGAAGAUGGUAUGAAUUGGAUGAUGAGGAUCAGAAGGAAACAGAGUAGAUCUCAACCUGAGACUGCUAUAGAGAUGUGUCAUAGGAGCGAAAUGGCUACUAUGAAAGCUAUGCGGGAUGGCGGAGUUAAGAUACCGAAAUGUUAUGAAAGACCUAAGGAUAGUCGAGUCUCAUCUGAGCUGAUCUACUUCUAUCAAGAUUUCGUGGAAGGAGGUCAUACUACUCUUGCUUUCCGCAUGGAUGGACCCGUAUAUGGCUAUAAACCUAUCGCCAAGGCCUUCAUGCUUAGCUACGCAGCUUGGAUGAUCUCUUUCGAAAAAGUCACUUUCGAUAAAGUGGGCAGUUUAGCAUUAGGUGAAAAUGGUUUGGUGGUAGUCGGUCCGCAUAUAGAGAGGGAUCGAACUGCAUCACUUGAACCUCCAUAUUUCGCUGGUCCGUUCAAUACCGCGAAGGAAAGAUGGUUAUCCACUAUCGACUGGAGGAUGAAGUCGAUCCUGGAUAAGAAAGAAUGUCCACCGUCAGAAGAACUUCUACGUUACUUGAUCAUGUUAGAGAUGAAAGACUUGGUUUCAGGUUGUGAAGAGUUGGAGAAGGGACCAUGGUACAUCAAACAUUACGAUCUACAUGGUAGGCAAUUCAAGAUUGAUAUGGAUACGGGUGAGAUGUACGCUCUUCUAGAUUGGGAAUGGGCAUCUCUCUCUUGUAAAGGGGAAGCUUUCACUCCUCCAGAGUUCUUUCGCUUAAGUCCUGACCGAUAUGAAAACGAUUUAGGAGACAAGGAAGCUCUCUUAGUAGAUUGUUACCGUGAACUAGGAAGACCGGAUUUGGCAGAUCUGAGUAUAGGAUCUAGGAAGUACCAUUGGUUACAGAAUAUAGUACUGCGUUCAUACGACAAUUUGGAAGCGCUGAACGGUGCUCGUAAUGCUUUCACGUCUAGGUUAGAGGGAUUGGACAACCAGCCGCAAACGUUGGAAGAGUGGAAAGAAAUCAUGUUAAAACGUUAUCGGGAGGAUAAAGGUGUGAAGUUGUUGGUUGCAAAACAGAGAGAAGGUGGCCCUCCUGAUGUACGGAAUAUCACCGAAAGCAAGAAGAAGAAGAAAUUUGGAGUAGACAAGGAGACGGAACGUAUUUCAGUUGAGGUGGUAGAGACAGCAUUGUAA
Molecule: messenger RNA, 1587 nt
Organism: Kwoniella botswanensis
Lineage: Eukaryota; Fungi; Basidiomycota; Tremellomycetes; Tremellales; Cryptococcaceae
Exons: 5
Coding region: 1-1587 (528 amino acids)
Source: RefSeq, a predicted model, not a curated record